UCUGGACCUCCACACAAACCCUGAUGACUCGGAGGAGGAGACGGUCCUGUCCCCCAUUUCAGGAGGCUCCACCUCCCCGUCCAAUCAGAGAGACUCAAACAAGUCCAGCGUGGGUCAGGGAGGUCAGGCCUCAUCACGUGGUCACCUGUCCUCAUGCUCUGCCAUCAUGGCAACCGACCAGUUAGCACUGAAGCCUGUGGCGUCCGAAGCCGGCAACAGCACAAGUAAGAUCAAGGAGGACGUUGCUGCUGCCCGCAAGGAACAGCAGAGGGCAGUGUUAGCUGAGAAGGCAGAGCGACGAAGGCAAGAGGUGGAGAGGAAGAGGAGAGAGAGGGAGGAAGAGAGGAGGAGGCAACAGGGGAGAGAGGACAGGGAGGAGAAGAUGAAGAUGGAGCUGGAUGAGGAGAAGAGACAGAGAGCUGAGGAGCUCAGACUGAAAAGACUUGAGGAAGAGGAGGAGGGAAAACGACGCGCAGAGGAGGAGAUGGAGCGAAUGAGACGGGAGCAAGAGGAGGCUGAGAGGGACAGGAGGAGAAAGGAGGAGAAGAAGCGACAGCUGGAGCGUCUUCAGAGGAUGAGACAGGAGGAGGAGGAGCGCCGGGCGGCUGAAAUGGAGCUGCAGAGACUGGAAAAGGAGAGGAAGAGAGAAGACGAGAGAAAGAUGCUGCUGGAGAUGGAGGAGGGUGAGAAAAUUGAGUACCUGCGCAGACAAAAGGAGGAAGUUGAAGAGAGAAGAAGAGUGGAGGAGGAGAGGAGGAAAAGAGAACAUGAAGCUGCCCUCUGGGCAAGGGAGCAGGCUAAACUUCAAGCCGAGCUCCUGGCCAGGCAGCAGGCAGCUCUGGAACAGCAGCUUCGCUUCAGACGGGGUCUCCUAGUGGAAGCAGAGGCUCUGGGCCAGACGCAGGACAUCUCCAGACCCUGGGUCUACUCCUACUUCACCCUCCUGCACCUCCUGGGCCUCUCAGACCCAAUCUCAGACGCCUCCACCACCCAGGCAGACCCCACCAAAGAGAUGGCAUAAGUUGCAGAGGAAGUGGUUUGUAUCCCUGUAAGAUACAUACUAUGUGGGUUUUAGGGCCUCUUAUAGGCUUUUAAUUUCCUACAGAUGCACUUACAUUACAGCUUUUCUAAAUGUGAAAUCACACACUUCUACCACUUUUACAUUUUGAAGACUAGAUAGCAUCGCUAGUGAAGAAUAUUGUAUUUUAUCGUAAAUAAAGUGUUAAAUGUGCCUUGCUAAAACAUACUAGGUAUCCUGUGAAAGGAGAUGUAAAUGUGUGGGGUUUUAAUCAGUUUUAUUAAAAACGACUGGUGCAGU
Molecule: messenger RNA, 1318 nt
Organism: Osmerus eperlanus (European smelt)
Lineage: Eukaryota; Metazoa; Chordata; Actinopteri; Osmeriformes; Osmeridae
Exons: 5
Coding region: 167-1021 (284 amino acids)
Source: RefSeq, a predicted model, not a curated record